CGAUACAUUGUUUGCCGACUCAAAACUCAUGGAUAUUCCGAAGAAUAAUGCUGAAAACACAAAGUCUAAAACAAAAAGACAAGACAAUUGAAAUUUCCUUCGAACAUUUGCAAGUAAUGACAGCUAUUGGAGACAUGAAUACGACGCUUCAACAAGUUUUAGAUAAUCAAAAUAAAUUGAUGAAUUUGUGGGAAGCGUCAGGCAUCCUUAAAGGAAUGCCUCAAGCCUUUCACGAAAAAUAUGAAUUAAAUAUCCUUUUUAAAACAGUAGAGGAGUUUAUAAAUUUCAAUGAAUUAGUGCAAAAAAAUAAUGAUUGUCUGUGUGAUUUUGUCCGGUCGUUACAUGUUUUGAUUGAUCGACGCAGAAAUCAUGUUAAAACAAUUAUAAACAUAUUAAAAAAAUACAUGACCCGAGAUGUCGCUUUAAAAUAUACAGCACAAAAACAAUGUACUGAUAAAUUAGUGCUCAAGGAAUUGUCUUUUUGUAAAUCAAUAAUAGAAUUAGCAACGCACAAACUCAUCAACGAAAAUAAUCAGUCACUAACGGAAAAGGAAAUUCUGAGUGCUAUUGGUUACUGCUUAACAAGCGCAAAAGAUUGGGAUGGACAUCGCGCAAAGAGGAACAAAGUACAAAACCUAUAG
Messenger RNA from Solenopsis invicta (red fire ant), 641 nucleotides. RefSeq lists its product as uncharacterized. The transcript is spliced from 4 exons. The record is from RefSeq and is a predicted model, not a curated record. Lineage: Eukaryota; Metazoa; Arthropoda; Insecta; Hymenoptera; Formicidae. Bases 48 to 641 code for a protein of 197 amino acids.